This is a messenger RNA of Phytomonas sp. EM1, 932 nucleotides long. Lineage: Eukaryota; Euglenozoa; Kinetoplastea; Trypanosomatida; Trypanosomatidae. The record is from the annotation of a GenBank genome assembly.
GUUAGAAUGGAGUAUAGUACUAAUGUAGCUCUGCUUUCCAGAAUCUAAAGACACGUGAUCUCACAUUGCAUCUCUCAGGAGACGUGAUAAAUUCAGAAGAAGAAUGCAUCCAGCUCUUUCCAGCUUAUUGUGCGCUCUCCAGUUGCACAAAGGCGCCCAGCGCAAGGUGCCACCAAAACAGCUCGCCGCGUGCGUCACACUGCUAUUCCCAGAUCCCGCCAACUGUCAAUCUUCUGGUCAGCUCAGACAUGAGCUUCGCAAUAGCUCAAGCCGAUUUGUUUCCCCGGGUUGACAAGACGCACUUGUCCUGUUGGAGCUAUCUCGCUACUGCGUUUUAUCAUGUGCGCAAGAACGGGUGCUGAAGUUGCAUCCCUCUCCUAAUAUGAUCAAAGCUGAAACAGUAGAGACGAUACUUAACCUCGGAUGGUUUCCCCUCUAUACUGGUGUCUAGACAACUGCCUUUACCGUGCUGGAAAGACGUCGACGGCUCCAAGGACCUGUGCACAGCAGGUCUUUUCAAGGUUCGCUGUCCGUUGUUGGGGCUUCUGAUCUUUUCUACUUGCUUAGGUUCAACAAACCAUCUAGGGAGGAGGAGGCCUCUUCCUCGUGGCAAGAAGUUCUGGGCUUGUACCAACAUGCCGUCCAGCACACCCUCAACGCUGCGACCGACUCCCGCACCGAUCCUACCCGCUUCGAGGGAUGCGACGCACCGCGUCGUCCGCACUUCUGCAUAGCGAUGAGGCUGUUUGGGGGAAGGGUGGAGGUGAUAGUUGUCCGUUACCCAGUCUUUAUUUUCUUUUUCACUACCACACUUUCUCUCGCCCCUGUCAGCAGGGCUGAUGUUUUCGAAAGCAUAGAAAAAUAAGAGAUGUUUUUUUAAGCAUCGUUCCUGUUGCCUUUAAGGAGGUAUGUAGAAAAACAGACCUGUCUCA